AACCCGGACGUGUUUCACGGUGUCUGCCCGAUCCCCACCGAGCAACCACCGACCGCUUGCUUCUCUCCUCAGAACACCCUCCGCGCUGCUGGAUCGUGGUGCGGAAGGUCUUUGGUUCGAAGUCGCGUUGGUGGUUUUGGUGUAGCGCGCUAGUGUAGUGCUCGCUCCCUUGUCAUCGGCCGAGUCGUUUGUUGUGGCGUCGUCUGCUAUCGUGGAAAGUUCUGUGCUGACGUUGUCGUCUGCUUGUGGGGAGACAGAAGGCGUCGGAUAUAGCGCACUGACGUCCCGACGUUGGUGCUACGCGAGACAUGACACGGCGGCGGCUUGAUACAUCAACGACGGCUCCGUGCUGACACGGCGCCGACAUGGAGUGUAAUAGCCCCGGGAGGCCGUCACUGAUGUCGGGGUGGCGGCCCUGGGUGCCAAACUCGUGGGUGCUGUGCGUUGUUCUUCUGCUCGCUGUGGGACAGUGUGUCGUCUGCAACGACUCCGGCUGCGACUGGGAUGGCAGCGGUCUUGGGUCCUCGGACGCCUCGUCGUCGAGGUCGUCGUCGCAGCGCUGGCUCAAGUCCCGGUCCGUCGUGCCCGUGUACCUGCGCUGCGACCAGGGUCGCGUCACCUGGAAGUACCCGCGGGGAGCCCUGCGCGUCCUGCUCCGCCUCGGCGGAACCGGAAACGGGGGCGCAAGGGACUUCCGGGCCUGCGUCAAAAUCGACGCCAACUCGACGGGCGCCGCGGUCCACCUGGAGGGCCACCGCAAACUCAUUCCUAUACACAAGGGCCGAUCGGCGCCGCGCGUAGCAGACGACGGCGAAGUGCGUCGCUGCUUCACCUCUUACAAGGGCCAGGUGGCGCUCUUUCUCGAAGCCACGCCCGAGACCAAUCACCUGCUGAGCAGGGACACCUUCCGGCUCUGGUACCAUCUCACGCCGGUGAUGUCACAGCGGGACCUGGACGACGAACUGGCCGAAUGCAGGCCAUGCACAGACAGGGAACUGCUGCAUCACUACUGCUCCAGUGAUUUCGUUGUGGAAGGAGUGGUGUCUUCCCUAAGGCACAUGCAUCGGCGUGACGUCACCGAGAUCAUGGUGUCCGCGUCGCGCGUCCACAGGGACUCCAUCGAAGAACCCGCCUUUCUGCCCGGCAACGACAGGAAAAUGGCGGCCGUGCUGCAGCGCCCCCUGAAGUGCGGCACCCGUGCCGGGCGCGGCCAUUUCUUGUUCAUCGGCGUGCGUAUGCUGGGAAAGCCUACGAUGCGCUGCGCGCCCAGACUGCAAUACUGGAGAAAGCUGAGGGACCGUGCCAUCAAAGAUGGGACGAGUAUGUGUACUCUGCUCUGAUCUGCAGCUGAUCGUGCCAAAAGGAAUCACAGAACUGCUUCGUCACCGUCUAUAUAGCGUCUUGCUGCAUACUUCAUUAGCCAAGCCAAGCACUCCUUGCGGAAAUUACAGGAGGUGUCGUUGGAGUGCACUAACAGAGUACACUGUACACUCUUCUAGUACACUGUAGUUUCGUCUGCUUUGCUGCGUCGAUGACGACAGCGUUUCGGAAGUGGCGUGUGCUUUUCGAACGUUUCCAAAACAAAAGCCGUGGUCUGCUUCAAGAACGUCAACGACAGAGUCUUCCGGAUAUGGCCCUUACAUUUCGAAAGUCUUCGAUCAAAGCUUGUGAAGGGGAACACAACAGCGAAAAAUUUUGGAUGCGGCUUUGAGUUUUCGAACGGCUGAAGCUGUGGUCUCUUCGGGGCUUAGAACAACAAGGGGGAAAUGUGAGAAAGACGACGGCACGUGUUGUUUGAGCUUCUUGGUGAUUUAUGGACACCCAUUCCUUAAGAAUGUUACAGAGCAGGAUGUGCACCCGUGUUGUGAGUGCGGGUGUGAUUGUUGCGACGAUUUGAAAAGUUUAUGCCUAAUGAAUGUAUUUACGUGCAUGAUAUAGAAAGGACAAUAAUUAAUUGUUUUGCAAGAGCACUGGCAGAAAAGUGAAAACGGCGCACCUCUGUGUGCGUGAGCCUGGGGCAUGGUUAAACGAGUGGCCCUUCAGCCCUCUGUUCCGUACUACGGUAUUUCUAGGCUCGAAGCCUCUUGUAUUCGCAGUCUCUGCCCAGUCGCUUCGUGCGUGAACUCAGUGAUUGGUGCGCCGUGGACGAUUCUUGAGGCCACACUGCCCGUUGCGCGGAAGCCACUGAUUCGUUGUGAUGGCACCAGGAAAGUCCACGAAGAAUAACCUUAUAGAUUGUUUGUCACAGCCCUGUUGUCUCUAUAGAGCUAGGACAACUGCUUCAAGCUGCUCCUCCGCUUUGAUGUGACCUAGCCAUGUCUCUUAAACAGAGACAUAUUCUGGGAAAGUGGCGGCGCCCUCAUUCGGCAACCGGGUCUCGCGUCAGAGUGCACACGACCUCAGUGAUCGGCUCCGGCAGCGCGCAGUCGGAGCUGAUCGCGGAGGCUGUGCUGUCCAGCUAUAACUAAAAAAAAAACCGUGCAGUGAGUUAUGCUUUGGCGAUCAACAAAACUGAAUCGCCCGCCAAACAGGCUCGUAAUAACAGUAUAAGUUAGCGUUAAGCUUACUCUAAAGCUGCACUGUCUUUGCAAGUAAAAGAAGCCCAGUUUCUUCCAUGCAUACCACCCGAUGUAUACCAGUGCCAAAGGUGCUACGGUCAAGGGUUCAAGAGUGCCAGAUUUCACCUGCCCCCUCCCUUUUUUUACGGAAACAACAGCACAGGGGAACACAAAAGUGCAAUGUCAGCGUGUAAAUAUAGUAAACUAUAUAUAUACACGUGUUUCUGUAAAUAUCACCAGGUCAGUAGGCGAGAACACGAAAGUUGGAAAGGCGUGUACAGAGCCGUGGAUGUACAGGAAAUUAUAUUUGGUGUUUGUUUGUUUUGUGGCAAUUUUAGCCCUAUACUAAUAACGCCGCGCCUUAGCAAUUUUUAGCUGAUCUCCCAUUGUUUUGCUGUACUAGAAAGGAAAUGAAGUUUGUGGCAAGUUUGAUUGAGUGUGUUUGGCUUCUGUCUGAAAUAACGUACGCUUGUCGCUUACUGUGUUGAUUAGCCGUGUGCACAAUUCUCCAGUCGCUUAUUAUCGGGACCAACCUUGCAUUACGUUUGAAUCUAGUACAACAUGUCGAUCGUGUUUGAUUGGGUGCCUGAACUUUCGUCACAGCGCAUGCAAAAGCAAGCCUGUGACGCCUCGAGAUGUUCAAGGACGACAAAAAAAGCCAGCGAAUAUAAAAAACUAAGCCAGAUUACGCUUGUUCCGCAUGUGUUGCCUUUGUAGAUACUGAAGAGAAUGUACAGCGCUGUGUAUCAUACUGUAGAUAGCCCAGAAUAAAGUAUGUGUUGUUGCAGAA
This is a messenger RNA of Rhipicephalus microplus (southern cattle tick), 3348 nucleotides long. RefSeq names its product meteorin-like protein. Gene Ontology annotation, molecular function: hormone activity. NCBI's taxonomy places the organism in Eukaryota, Metazoa, Arthropoda, Arachnida, Ixodida, Ixodidae. The record is from RefSeq and is a predicted model, not a curated record.